Monodelphis domestica (gray short-tailed opossum) is the source of this 10273-nucleotide messenger RNA. NCBI's taxonomy places the organism in Eukaryota, Metazoa, Chordata, Mammalia, Didelphimorphia, Didelphidae. The record is from RefSeq and is a predicted model, not a curated record.
UAGCUCUAAAGAGAACAGCGAGUAGCUCCUGAAACCGCGGCGGCCGGAUGUGGGGGUGCGUCACUUCCGGGCGGUGCAGCAGCGGCCGCUCGGAAGAUGGCUGCGCCCUGUGGCUCGGAGCUGCCCACCGACUCGCCGCUGAAGAUCCCCAAGAUGGAGGUGCUAUCCCCGGCCUCUCCGGGCGGUCUGAGCGACGGGAACCCAUCCCUGUCCGACCCUUCCACGCCCAGCGGCGCAUCCCCGCUCGGGCCCGGCAGCGCGGCUGGUUCGGGGGCAGCGGCGGCGGGGGCUGGGGCCGGGGGACUGGGACUGGGGGCCCGCAGCGCCGCCUCGUCCUCGGUCUCCUUCUCCCCCGGCGGCGGCGGUGGGGCCGCGGCUGCGGCCGCCGCCGCCUGCCGGGGCAUGUCGUGGACCCCAGCCGAGACCAACGCGCUGAUCGCUGUGUGGGGCAACGAGCGGCUGGUGGAGGCGCGGUACCAGCAGCUGGAGGGAGCCGGCACGGUGUUCGGCAGCAAGGCCCCCGGGCCAGCCAUGUACGAGCGCGUGUCCCGGGCCCUGGCCGAGCUGGGCUACGAACGGACCCCCUCCCAGUGCCGGGAGCGCAUCAAGUCUCAGCAACUUUUGAAGACCAUCUCCUAAAUAGAGGGUUUGGAAACUAUGGAGAGAAUUACACCUAAGGAAUUCAUAAAUCCUUGAAGUAUUGAAGUAAUGCUACUCCACUUGCAACAAUUCCUAAGUCAGGCAAGUGUUGCUAAGCUGCCUUUGUUAAUUAAUUUGUUUAAUAGUAAGGGAGAAUAAAAAGCUCUACUUCUUUUGUACUUUAAUCAAAGCAAUCCAUACUUUACUAACAAAUGACUAGACAGAAAAUUUUGAUAGGAUGUUGAAAACAUAUUGAAUUGUACUACUGAAAAUACAUUCAGAAAUACAUUUAUCUUCAUAAACAUCUUUUAAGGGAAGUAAUAGAUUCAACAAACUUGAGGUUUUUAAUUUUGAUACAAGCAAAUGACUAACCAAAUGUGGAAACUAAGGGACUCUUUCCAUAGAUUAGAGUGGUUGAUUUAACUUGUUAUCUAUUAAAAAUUCACUGAAAAAGAAAUUUGUGUAAGGCAGAAAUGAAAAUAUACUUAAUAUAGUAUGUCAAAUUAGUGUAAAUUGCAAGCCUUGGAUAGAUAUUUUCCCAACCAUCCUAAAAUCUGUACCCUGAUCCGGUAGGGUGAAUUGUCUACUUGAUAAUUUUUAAUUCAUCAUAUCAAAUAAAGACAGAUAUUGAGUUGAUCCCAGUUGGAUGUGGCUAAUAAUAUUUAGUUUUCCAACAUUCCAUUUCAAGGACAAGACAGAAUUUGGAUUUGAUGUAAAUAUCUGGCUAUUGCUGCAAAGAUCUGUUGAUCUUUUAAAAACGAUUCUAAACUCAAGUAUAAAUCAAUACAAAUAAAUAAAUAUGCAAGCAUUUUACAUCACCUCCUUAGAAUUUUAUAAAGUAGAACCAAAUAAAUUAAUACAAUAAACUAGCAAAAAUAUGUCUUGCCUUUUUUCCAGUUCUAUCUUAAGUUCACUAGCUUGGUUUUUGGCUUCUUUUUAUAUCAUUGUACUCAAUAAUUGUAGUUCUGGUGACUUUUUUUUUAAUCCUUACCUUCCAUCUUAGAAUCAAUGCACAAUGUAUUGGUUCCAAGGCAGAAGAGCAAUAAAGGCUAGGCGAUGGGGGUUGUGACUUGUCCAAGGUCACACAGCAUAGGAAGUAUCUGAGGUCACAUUUGAACCCAGGAUUUCUGGUCCCUAGACCUAGCUCUCAAUCCACUGAGCUACCUACCUUCUAAUUCUGGUAAUCUUGCUUUGUAUUACUUUAAAUAGAUCUUUUGAUAUUUCCUUAUAUUUUUCAUAUUUGUCAUUUGUGUAACACCUUUUUAUGAUAUAAUUUUCCACACUAAAGUUAGUGUGGAAAUAUUUAGUAAUUUCAUAAGAUCUGACUAUUACUAUUAUUUUCUUAUGAAAAAUAUUCAUUUGCCAAAAAAGAUGAAAAUACCUGUUCUUUAGGAGCCUAAUUUUUACUUAUUUCUUGGUCUUUGCAAGCCCAUUUAUUCACAUCUGUUUAUUGAAUGAGUACUAUGCAUAUAUUUAAAAUACUAAGUUCUCUGGGUGAUACAAAGAAAUAUAUUUAAGGGACUCCAUGGUUUCAUUAAUAUGGAUGCUUUCUUAAUUACAGAAGGUUUCAACAAAACCAUGCCUUCUCAUCCUGUACAUUUGUUGUCUAUGACCUCAUAGGAGGACAAAUCACCAUAGAGGAGUUCCCCACCUUUCUGAACCCAGCCUUCCUCUAGCUUUGUAAAUAUCCUUUGUGUUAUAGUAUAUACUUAGUAUAAUUUGUGUAUAUUGUAUGUAACACUAGAUCUGUGUACUUGUAAUUUAAUGAAAUAAAUACCUCCUCAGAUUGAGUAUAAAGUAGUAUUUAGUUAUUUCAAAGGAUCUUCAUAUUAUCUAAUUUGAUCCUUAAGAAGCCCUCUUGAAGUAGUUUUGUUUCCUCUGUGUUUUUCCAGAUACACUGAAUUCUUUCCUAAAGUAAGUUUUACAAUCUAUUUUGGAAGAUAAAAUACACCUGAAAAAGAUGAGAAACAAUACAAGUCAGUGAAUUCACAAUGUGUCUUAAAACAAUACAUAAUUAAAUUCUAAUUGAGCAACUCAUAAUGAAGGCUAUGUUCAGAAAAGAAGAGAUAAUGCCACAGUUCAUACUAUGUUAGCAAUUCUUAGCUUUGACACUUUACCCAAGCUCUUUGAAUUUAUAAAAAUCAUUCACUAUUGAGCCAGAUGCUGCAUUCACACUUCUAGUCAGUUAAUCUGAUGCACUGCAAAACUCAUUCUCAAGUCCCAUGUUUUUGGGUAUUCUCCAAAAAUUUGCCUCUUGAGAGUUGGCUUUAUGCCCAUGAAGCAGAUGUGCACUUCUAGCUUGCUUACAAGAUGAAUGCAAGGUGAAUGUGACAUAAAAAACUUGUCUUUAUUUUAAAAUAGUGGGAUGGGGUUUCUACUUACUAAUCAAAAUGAAUAAUUAUUAAGGGCGAUUUUUGGAUUAAUUAAAAAUAAUUGUCACAAUACCUAGAAAAACUUAUGAUUCAAUAGACAAAUCACCACUUUGUCUUUAGUUUUAGCUGUCAUUCCUAGCCAUCUUUUCUGAGAAUCAGUGAUUUUUUUUUUAAAUCAAUGAUUUUUAGGGCCAAAAGUUGCCUUUGCCCUUGAACAUUUUAAUUGGGUAUGUAUAUAUCCUUUUCUGGAUUCUACAAAGACUAUCUGCAUUUUGAUGUAAAUUUUUCCAAGAACUCUCAAGUACUACCGAGGUAUAUAUGAUUUAAUCAAACUUCUACUUUUUGCCUAUUCUAUUUAAUUUAAUCACCUCACAGUAUAUUCACUCUUAGGCUUGUCUUUUGAGACUGAGAGAGAUAUAGUGAGUGCCCAGAAUGAGUAGACUGGUUAAAAUAUUGUCUCAUACAUUAAAAAAAACUUUUAAAAUCAUAUCAAUAGGCUUUUUUUUAUGAUUUGGGAAUCAUGAAUGAGCAAGAUUAUGGGUUUACUUUUUAAACAAAUUUAUGAGGACUGAUAUAGAAUUAAAUACAUUUGUUUUAUUUUCAGAAAACCUAAUAUACAAAAAAUAAACUUGUAAAGAAUAUAGACUAGGGAAUUACUAUGUAGAUUUUAGAAGUAUUUUUUCUCUUACAAAAGAAUUCAUCCUAUUUUUUGUCACAAACUCCUUUGAUUCCUAUGGAACCUUCUCAAAUGUUUUAAAUACACAAAAUACAAUACAUAGAUUAUUCAGAAAACUGAUUAUGUUUUAAAAGUUUUAAAUGUUUAAAAUGUUUUAAAAGUUCAUGUAUUUCAGAUUAAGAAGGCUUGCUACAUUUAAAGUCAAUUUUUAAAAUUCAUGUACUAAUAAUACAUAAUUUUAUUUAGCUGGUUACAAAGUACUUUCACACAAAUUAUCUCAUUUCGUCUUUAUAAUAAUUUUUUAGGUAGUUGGUAUUAUUCUCAUUUUUACAUACAAAGAAACUAAAGCUCGGGUUUAGUGAGUUGUCUGAGAUCAUAUGACUUUUCAAGAAACAAAUCUAUUAUGUAAAAUGAGACUCAUCUGAGUGUAAUGACUUGCUACAGUUUGAAUAUUUUGACCCAUUGUAUUUAGUAAAGGGUUUAGGGGGCUUUUGAAAAAAAAAUUCACUUUGAAUUUGCUUUUUAGAUUUUAAUAAGAAUAUACCCAACAUAUUGUAUAGAGGAACCCUGCCAUACUCAUCCCUUGUUAUCAGAGAUCACCAUUUAGCAAGGAACUAGUAUGGGAUGAGUUUCAAAUUGUAAGCUUGACUGUGAAAGUCCAGGAAGCACCAACAGAACUAUUAAUUAGAACUAUUGGUUCUAAUUAGAUUGUCUGUAAAAUUGAUCUGCAGAUAUCACCUGGAAACCAAUCAACUGAAUUUUGUAAGAGUAGAGUAUGAAGGACUUGUUAUUUCUCUUUUGUCAGUUUUGUCCAUUUCCAUAACAGGUUCACUAGAGGGUAUCAUAUGAAAUUUACAUCCAGAUAGAUAUUGGCUAUUAUAUCAUCACAUUGAUCUGUACUCAUACUUUAUAGAUUACUUUUAGAGCAUAAGAAGUUACUUUUCAAAGUAACCGGUGCAAAUGCAAACAAAAACAAGAAAGAAAAAAGUAUAAUGCUUAAAAGCAAGAAACUUGAUGAUGAUAAGCUUUUAACUGGUUAUCCUAUUUGCACAGAUGUUUAGUGCUAUCUGUGUAUGCGUCUGCAAUAUAACUGCUACAGUGAUUUUUCUACCCUGUGUUGGAAAUUGUUUACCAAAAUGUUAAUCUCUCCAUGUAAACUUAAUUAGUGCUGACUUUGGAGUCAGGGAUUCUGAGUUCAAAUUUUGUUUUUUACUACCUGAGUGACCCAAGGCAAAUUACUUUACCUUUUUGGGGCUUCAGUUUCUUCAUCUGUAAAAUGAGAAGGGGUAUUGGACUGGAUAAUCCCUUCAUUGGCACCUUCCAUCUCUUAACUCUGUGAUCUCACUAAAACUUAAUGAAUUGGUUCUAAUUUGUAUAUUUUUCAUCUUAGCUUAGCUUCAUCUCUUUAUCUAAGUUUUUCCUAUAUUACCUGAAUAACUGAAAGAUGACCAUUUCUUUACAUUAGUAUAGUUUCCCCAUUUGUAGAAGAGAGCUGAAUGAGAUCCCACAGAAAUGACAUACAUACUUCUCUAAGUCUUCCAAAAGCUUAAUGUAGUGCUAUGCCAUAUUGUUGCUCCCCGGGAUUGGUUGUGACUGAUUAGCUAACAUUCUGAUAUUAUACUUUUUAGGAGUUUCUUUUAUCAUUAUAAACAUAUACACAUUUCUAGCCCAUUGUGUUAAAAUAGUUAACUGUUCAUUGAAACUGAUCCUAUAGGCAAAAAUUUACCUGAAUAUAGUUAUAGAGUUGUACCCUUUCUUUUGUAAACUUUAUAGUUACAAUUUAUACACUCAGCCUUUAUUAUGUUAUAUUUUUAAAACUCUUAGCAUUUAUAUUUAACCCUUCCCAUUUCUGUGACUAAACCAAAUAUCUUUUUAAUUCAUAACAAUUUAAAUUUAAUAAAAAUUAAUUCCUGAAGUGGAAAAAGCAGUUUUGAUUUAAAUUCACUUUAAUUUUAAUAUCUGCAAAUUCAUUUCCUUACAAGAGAAGAUUUGAAUUGUAAUUAAAGGAGGAGGAUGACAGACUGGCACUUUUCUUGCUCAUGAUUUUGACCUUUCUGCUACUUUCGUACUUGGUGGUGCAAUUGAGAGUGCUGGGCCUGGGGUCAGAAAGACCCAAGUUCAAAUGUGGCCCCAGAUAUUACCAAAUACCCUGGGCAGGUUAUUUAACUUGGCAUAUAGUAAGUGUUUAAUAAAUGUUUAUUGGUUAAUGGUAGACUUAACUCUUUUGCUCCAGUUUCCCUGACUAAAAUAGGGAUCAUAAUGGCUCCUGCUCUGCAGAGUGGUUGAGGUUCAAAUGAGAUAAUAUUUGUAAAAGUGCUUAGCAUACUGUCCAGCAGAUGGUAGGAGGUAUAGAAAUGCUUAUUUCCAUUGUUUCUCCCUUUUCUCCCCUAUUUUAAAAUGUCAUUAAUAUAUCUACCUACUUUAGAGAAACUUGACACAAUUCUGAACUUUUUUAAGGGAAGAUUUUAUAUAAAUAUUUAGAAAGUUUAUGGGACAAAUGAUCUUUAUUAUUCAUAUGACUUAGGAGUUAGUCUUUGAUGGUUUUUGAGGACAUAAUGAGAAAUCCCAGUUUUCUCUGCUGAAUUAAACUUAAUGUACUUAUUUUUUCUAUUGAGUAUUUCUUUCCCCUGUAUAUCCAACUGCCUCUGGAUAACUAGCAGCACAGUUCUAGUUUCUUAUGAUAAGUAAGCUUUAAUCUGAGUUUUAUUUCUUACAAUGCUGUUAGAGUAAGAAGACAUGUAGAUAAGUAUAUUUCACUUUAGAGUAUAAGUGACAAGUGUACAAAGAGGACAAAGUAGAUCAUAUGAAGAAGAGGUCAUGCGUAAUAUGGGAGGUAUGAGCUGCCUUAGCUUUGUAUUACUUAUAUCAUCUUUGACAAGUCAUUUAACCUUUUUGAACCUUUCAUCUUUAAAAAAAAAAAAAGAGGCAAUUAGACUAAGGUCCCUCUAUAAAUCCUAUCAUCCUAAGUCUUGGUCUGUGUACUUUCCUUUUUGAUCUUCUUGCCCAAGUCUUGAAAAAUCUACACAUUGAAGAGUUCCAAGUUUUCUAAUAUAAUUUCUCAGGUAUCAGGGUUCUUUUUUGAAUUAUAAGACAGAGCUCUUCACUAAAAUUAUCUUUAAUUUAUGGAUGGCAAUUUAUUGAAGCAAGUGGUGUUAGGGCUGGAUUGCCCUACUAUAAAAACAUAGGUAGGCAAAGUAAAUUAAAAAAUUAAAUAGUGAUAUUCUUUAAAUGUAAAAAAAAGAAAAAUGUCAUUCAUGUUUUGGGUUGAAAUCCUGUUCUGAACAAUCUUUGUUAAAAAACAGUGGCUUUGUAGGUUAAAAUAGUUCAUCUAGUUUAUGAUCAAGAAACACUAGACAGUGCUAUAAUGGUAGAUCUCUGGUGUUACAUUUUAGGCUGGUGAUUGAACAAAAUUUAGCAAAAAAUAGGAUUUUCACAUAUGGGAAGCACUUGAAAUUUAAUGCUUUCCUUGUCUAUGCUUACAGUGUUUUAGGUAGUAAUAUUAGGUAUAUUUGUAAUAGAUAUCAAAUUUAGAUUAGGAGCAUAGAAAUUUCUUUGAGUAUUACUUAUAGGGUACAUCAGCAGGACAGAAGAUAUCUAGUAAUGUAUUGGCAUACUUUUUAGUAUAUAUAUAUAUUUAGCAAUAGUGCUGAAAGUGGAAUGACAUGGCAGAUGAUGUAAAAAGUUUGAGAUGAGGUAGCAGAAGGUUCCUUCAGAUUAUUGAUAUAGUUAACUGUUGGUGACAGCUUGUAAAGUAGCUACCUCAGAUGGCUGAACUUCUCUGUUCCCAAUGUAUGUGAUCAUUCAAGGAUUUCAUCUCCCAAAAUAACUGUUAUAUUCCAAAGAAUCCCUUAAAUAUUAACUCAGACUUGCACAUUAAGCUUGGGCCAUGUGUAGCUCACUGCUGGUACUAAUUGGCUAAGAGAUAACUAGUAACAUAUAUAUAUUUGAGAUAUUGAUUCAGUUUAUAGAAUGUAUGUUUGCUAGCUCAUUACUGUAUUGUGCAUAUUUUGUUGGAGUUAAAUCGGAAUGAUAGUGUUGAUAUACAUAUGGAUAUCAGGAACCAUUACAGUGACUUCAUAGGUUCUAUAGCUUGCCCAUAAAUCAUUGAUAUCCUCUAUCAGUUUGCUUACUUUUCUCCACCUUUUCCUAAUAGCAUCUCUGUCUUGUUUGAAAAUGUCUCAUCAAGAAGGGCAUACUCUUUAGUUCUACUUUUUUUUCUGUAUUCAAUAAUAUUCUUCAUUUCUGUUGAAAAUAUUUGAUAAUACUUGUUUCCCUAUUGUUUUUCUAGCAUUUUUUUCUGGGUAGACUCCCCUAUUGUCCUUUUAUUUUGUGCCUUGAAAGUAUUGAUGAAGAGUUCAAAGAAUACCAUCAUAGUAUUUCUUCCUUAAAAAGCCUCUAAUAAGUCCUUACUAUAAGAUCUUUACUGGGAUAAUUUAGUAGAAAGGACAUAGGAUUUGGAAUCAGAGAUCCUAGAUUUGAGUCCCAGGUCUGCUAUUUACGAUUUAUGCAUGUGAGAGACCUUGGGCAAAUCACUUCACAUUUCUGGGCCUCAGUUUCCUUAUCUGUAAAAUUUAAAGUUUAAAUUAGAUUAGGGUUUCUUAACAUGAGGACCCAGUAUGUGUAUGCCUAUGUACAUGUAUUUCAAUAUUAGUUCCAUUCCUUUGAAAUUCUUUGUAUUUAAAAAAGAUUCUGAAAAGGAAUCCCUAGGCUUCAUCAGACUGCCAAAAGUAUCUAUAACCCCAAAAGAACUAUUAGAUUAAUUUUAGGUCUCUUCCAGUUCUAAAUACUGAAGACCUAUGCUCAUUGUUUUAGUAGGAGACUUUGGAAGUUGAAGUGUAUCCCUGAUAUCUUUUUCCUAUCUCUUUAAAAAUAAUAAAUAAAACUUGUGAUUAGCUCUUGAGGCAAAAGAGGAUAUUGGCUCUUAUAGUAAUCCACAGUCUCCUUUCCUCAAGAAUUCUCUCAGAAAUCAAAAUAGACAUACACCUAAUAAGUCCAGAAAACACCCCCAUUAAACCAGUUAGCUAAAGAGGAGAGUCAGGUAUUGACUGGUUAUCAAAGCUGACACUGGAUACAAUGGAACAAGAUUCAUAUCCUACUUGUGUCUACUACCUGUAUGAUUUGGAGAUUAAGUCAUUUAACCUCCCUGAAUCUCAGAUUCCUCCUUUGUAAAAUAAGGGAAAACAUGAAAUGACCUCUGAAUAUUCUUCAAGCUCUGGAUCUAUGAUCCUGCUAAACUUCUCUUAGGAAGAUUUUAUUGACAACUAAGAGAACAAAUGGAUAUCUAGGAGUAAUUGGUAUUAUAUCUUAUGAAGAUUGUGGUGACAACUGAAAGAAAAAUGUAGAAAUAGAGGCUGUAUGUAGGUGAACUUGCACAGAGGCAGAUUUAAACUUAAUGUAAGAAAAACUUCCUUAUAAUUAAUGACAUGGGUUGCUCAGGAUGUUGUAGGUUUCUCCUCAGUAGAGAUUUUAAGCAAAGAUUGAAUACUCAUUUGUGAGGAUUUUUGUAGAGAAGAUUUUGGAGUCAAGUACAAGUUAGGGUAGAUGGACUCUUAUAUCCUUUCCAUCUUUGUGAAUAAGGCAAUGAUCGUGGCAUCUAUGUUCCCAGAAAAAUUUCAGCUCUGGACAGUUCCCCAAAGUUACUAAAGCUUUAAACAAGAAACUUUUUGACAAUGGUUGUCAUUUUUCAACUUGACCUUAUAAAACCAUAGGGUAGAAAUCAGCUGAUUCCUUCAUUUUUAUAGUAAGAAUAGGUUUUUUAUUUGUUUGUUUGUUUUUAGUUCUUUAACCCAUGUUUCAAAUAUAAGAAGCUGCAAGGUUUGGAUGACUUAUUUGAAAACUGUUAUACAGUUCUUUCAUGCUUCAGGUAGGAAUCAUGUUACAUGAUCCCUAAAGUCCCUUCGAACUUUGAAAUCCCAUCAUUCAGCCAACCUUCUUGGAAUUAAAAUAUAGUAUUUCAUUGCUAAAGAAACAGUUUUCAGAGAUUAUAGGUACUGUCUAAACAGUCUUCCUAGAUAUCGUUUGCUUUGAGGAAAUGAAUUUAUUUUCUUGUUACACUUAUGCCUAGUUUUUUCUACCUUUUUUGCUCCUACUUUUCUUAAUGGGUUUUAAGAAACUCUUACUAUUCUCAGAUUUUGUUCUGUAGUAUACCAACAAUUGUGUAGCAGAAGAACAGAGACAUAUCCAACUUUAAUCUAGCCAGAUAACUCAGAUGAAGUUGACUAUGGUCUAAGAAAACUUUCUGCUAAUAAUUACUUUCAUUUCUUACCUAGAAAAAUUCCAUUUCUUCCCUUUGCUCCUCUUCCCUUAAUUUAAAAUUAGCUUCUAAGGAUUUUUAAAAAUUCUUAAAUAUUUAAGAUAUUUUUUAAAAUUCUAAGGAAUUUUUGAAAAAUCCAGUCAUAAUUUAACUAUUAAACAUUAUGUCAUCUUUUAAUACCAGCCAAAAACCUUUUUGGGGAAGUGUCUACUUGAUGUAAUUGGAGCCUGUGUUGCAAUCCAAAAUUCUCUCACCCCUCUUCCUCCCCUGGAAAGGAUUUUUUAAAAAAAAUUAUAUUGUGAAUUUGCAUAGUAAAAGAGAAAUUUGGCAACU